UCGCAGUCGCCUGUCGGCCUUUCUUUGCCCCUUUAGUGGUGAAGGUGUAACAGUUAUCGGUCGUCCCGAAGCCGGGUUCAUCCGACACCCUCACCAACCAAGCUGAACUGAGCUCAACCUCCACUACAGCAACAUGCCGCCCAAAUUCGACCCCAACGAGAUCAAAAUCGUCUACAUGAGGUGCACAGGAGGGGAAGUGGGCGCCACCUCUGCUCUGGCUCCUAAAAUCGGACCUCUGGGUCUGUCUCCAAAGAAAGUCGGUGACGACAUCGCCAAGGCAACCGGAGACUGGAAGGGCCUGAGGAUCACCGUGAAGCUGACCAUCCAGAAUCGGCAGGCCGCUAUCGAAGUGGUUCCCUCGGCUUCUGCUCUGAUCAUCAAAGCUCUGAAGGAGCCGCCUCGCGACAGGAAGAAGGUCAAGAACAUCAAACACAGCGGCAGCGUCACGUUCGAUGAGAUCGUUGGCGUCGCCCGGGUCAUGAGGCCGCGCUCCAUCGCCAGAGAGCUCUCAGGAACCAUCAAGGAGAUCCUGGGCACUGCUCAGUCAGUUGGCUGCACCAUCGACGGCCGCGCCCCUCAUGAUGUCAUCGAUGACAUUAACAGCGGGAAAGUGGAAUGUCCAUCAGAGUAAAGAUGGCGGUUCUGGAAUAAAAUUUGUUGAAACCGA
Poecilia latipinna (sailfin molly) is the source of this 667-nucleotide messenger RNA. It is a transcript of the gene rpl12, whose product is annotated as ribosomal protein L12. Gene Ontology annotation, biological process: translation. Gene Ontology annotation, molecular function: large ribosomal subunit rRNA binding; structural constituent of ribosome. The record is from RefSeq and is a predicted model, not a curated record. Bases 134 to 631 code for a protein of 165 amino acids. The transcript is spliced from 6 exons. Gene Ontology annotation, cellular component: cytosolic large ribosomal subunit; ribosome. Lineage: Eukaryota; Metazoa; Chordata; Actinopteri; Cyprinodontiformes; Poeciliidae.